CCACUCUCAUCUAGAUAACAGUGUUGUUCCAGCAACCUGUGGGAUUUCCUACUGCAGAAACUCUGAAUUGAGAAGCUCAAAUGCUUGCUGACUGUAUUGCCUCUCCCUAUACACCGAGAAAUCUUCCAAAGCCCAUUCAACAUAUUUACUCAUGUAACGCAAUGACCCUGAGAGAAAUACUAUUACCUCCUCAGCAGAAGAUACUUCAACACCAAGAGUGAGCAACCCUAAUUAACCUGAUUUUUUGCUGAUAAUCACUCUCAAUGGAAUCAAAUCACAAAUCCGGGGAUGGAUUGAGCGGCAGCCAGAAGGAAGCAGCCCUUCGCGCACUGGUCCGGCGCACAGGAUAUAGCUUGGUCCAGGAAAAUGGACAAAGAAAAUAUGGUGGCCCCCCACCUGGCUGGGAUGCUGCACCCCCAGAAAGGGGCUGUGAAAUUUUUAUUGGAAAACUUCCCCGAGACCUUUUUGAGGAUGAACUUAUACCAUUAUGUGAAAAGAUUGGUAAAAUUUAUGAAAUGAGGAUGAUGAUGGAUUUCAAUGGCAACAAUAGAGGGUAUGCUUUUGUAACAUUCUCAAAUAAACAGGAAGCCAAGAAUGCAAUCAAGCAACUUAAUAAUUAUGAAAUCAGAAAUGGGCGUCUCUUAGGGGUUUGUGCCAGUGUGGAUAACUGCCGAUUGUUUGUGGGGGGAAUUCCGAAAACCAAAAAGAGGGAAGAAAUCUUAUCAGAGAUGAAGAAGGUAACCGAAGGAGUUGUCGACGUCAUUGUCUACCCAAGUGCUGCUGAUAAAACCAAAAACCGAGGCUUUGCCUUCGUGGAAUACCAGAGCCACCGGGCAGCUGCCAUGGCCCGGAGGAAGCUUCUGCCAGGAAGAAUUCAACUAUGGGGCCACCCUAUUGCAGUAGACUGGGCAGAGCCAGAAGUGGAAGUUGAUGAAGACACAAUGUCUUCGGUGAAAAUCCUGUAUGUAAGAAACCUAAUGCUGUCUACCUCUGAAGAAAUGAUUGAAAAAGAAUUCAGCAAUAUUAAACCAGGUGCUGUGGAGAGGGUGAAGAAAAUCCGGGACUAUGCUUUUGUGCACUUCAGUAACCGAGAAGACGCGAUUGAGGCUAUGAAAGCUUUAAAUGGGAAGGUGCUGGAUGGUUCCCCCAUUGAAGUGACCCUUGCCAAACCAGUGGACAAGGACAGUUAUGUUAGAUAUACCCGAGGCACGGGUGGAAGGGGUACCACGCUGCAAGGAGAGUACACCUACUCUUUGAGCCAUGUUUAUGAUCCUACCACAGCCUACCUCGGAGCUCCUGUCUUCUAUGCACCCCAGGCCUAUACAAUUCCUAGCCUUCAUUUGCCAGCCACUAAAGGGCAUCUUGGCAAUAGGGCCAUUAUCCGAGCCCCUUCUGUAAGAGACAUUUACAUGAAUGUACCUGUAGGGGCUGCGGGAGUGAGAGGACUGGGCGGCCGUGGCUACUUGGCAUAUACAGGCCUGGGUCGUGGAUAUCAGGUCAAAGGAGACAAGAAAGAAGACAAACUCUAUGAUCUUUUACCUGGGAUGGAACUCACCCCCAUGAAUCCUGUUACCUUAAAACCCCAAGGAAUUAAACUUGCUCCCCAGAUAUUAGAAGAAAUCUGUCAGAAAAAUAACUGGGGACAGCCAGUAUAUCAGCUACACUCUGCCAUUGGACAAGAUCAAAGACAACUCUUCUUAUACAAAAUAACCAUUCCUGCUCUGGCCAGCCAGAAUCCUGCCAUCCACCCCUUCACACCUCCAAAGCUAAGUGCCUAUGUGGAUGAAGCUAAGACAUAUGCAGCCGAGUACACCCUGCAGACCCUGGGCAUUUCCACUGAUGGAGCCGCCGCUCCAGCUGCAGUGGCUACUGCUGCUUCUGCUACUGCUUUUCCAGGAUAUGCUGUCCCUAAUGCAGCUGCACCGGUGUCCGCAGCCCAGCUCAAGCAAGCAGUGACCCUCGGACAAGACUUAGCAGCAUACGCAACAUACGAGGUCUACCCCACUUUUGCAAUGACUGCCCGAGGAGAUGGAUAUGGAGCCUUCUGAAGAUACCUUUUUAAAAAUUUUUAAAAAUAAGACACAAAACUCUAUAUAGAAAAAAAUAAACCUCUAACUCAGUCCUCUUGUGAUCACAUGUAAUACUUUUCCUCAUGUGAUACCUUUGCUGAGACUGCAUGGCUUAUACUAACUGUAGAAUCAUAAUAAGAGAACAUUGUUCCUAAUUCAAUCAACUGUUAAGGAGCCUUUUCUCUACAGAAAAGAGCCACUGCCCCAAAAGUUGUUCUUCCAAGGUUGCUGAGUGUCUUGGGAAUAUGUUUACAAACCCUGACAGAGUGGAGGGAGAUCUCUUAGCCAGCACGAGUUUAAGGGCAGAGCAGACCUCAGCAGUCAGUAACAACAGAGAGAGCCAAGCAAGCUCCAGAGUGUAAACCCUGGCUUGCAGCUGCGGAGGAAGGUGAGAGGGUGCUUUUCAAACAUGUUCCUAUUACUGUGGGGCAAGUGCACAGCCUGGAGCUUAGGAAAGACUGCCUGAGGUUUGAUGAAGUCAGCAACACUGUAGUCAGAAAAUUCCAUCCAGUCAGUUUGCCACAGGUCAGGAUCUCCUGUCCCCUGCAAUCCCAGGGGACUUCUGGGAAAUUGAUGUGGUAUCUUGCAGACAUGGUUAAUGCGAUCCAGGCUUAUUGUUUAUUAACCUCACUGGCCCACUUCUUUUUCCCUAGAAGUCUGGCCCUUCCCAAGAAUCCCCAGAAAAUAAUAAUCAUUCCAAUUAGAAAUUAUGUUUUCUCCUAUUAAGCAUUUGAUGUAUCCUUGUAGAUUUGUUUUCAUUUCAGUCUCAUGUUGCUCCUCUCUAAUAUCUUUAAAAAGAAAAUCACAUCUACAGGCUCUCGCCUAUGAUACUUCUGGCUGUUCAGCAAAUUGGCUGAAACGCCAUUUCAAACAAAGAGAGAAGUGAAGAUUUACAUCUUUGGUCUUUUUGCAAUAUCCAGACUACCACCCAGCAUUCAGAGAAUGUCAUGUUAACUUGGUUCAUUUUUGGACUGUCUAACCUGCUUAUAACAAGCCUGCCAAGAAGUCCUCCACCUUCCCUUCGUUUUACUUCCCGUAAGUACCUGACGGCUUCAGCAUACCUGCGUGCUUUGGCCCUGGAGCCCUCCCAGGAAAACCUUACCACCAUCACUGCUAAUUAGAAGCUGAUUCUUCAGAUGCUCAACAAAGACAUUAUUUACCAAAAGCCCCUAGACUUUGGGUCCUCUUCUCUAGUAACAUCUGACAGGGGUAAGGGUGCUGCAGAACCUGGAAUGGAGGGGAGUAGAAGGCACUACACUUGCUUGCCAUACUUGUACAUGCUUGCUUUUUGUUCAAAACAGAAAUAAUCAAAUUUCAACAACCAGAUACCUAUUACUACUGUUCAACAAGUGUCACUAGCGGUUUAAGACAUAGCAUGACCACAACCUCCAUUUUUAAAAAUCCCUUGGCCCUUGUAAAAUUCUAUAAGACUGAAGGGAAAACUUAAGUACAAAGGCAUUCAAAAGGUGAAAACUCUUCAGUGUAAUUCUGUGAACCAGAAUCAAGCAA
This is a messenger RNA of Artibeus jamaicensis (Jamaican fruit-eating bat), 3578 nucleotides long. RefSeq names its product APOBEC1 complementation factor (gene A1CF). Bases 264 to 2048 code for a protein of 594 amino acids. The record is from RefSeq and is a predicted model, not a curated record. Gene Ontology annotation, molecular function: mRNA binding. The transcript is spliced from 12 exons. Gene Ontology annotation, cellular component: nucleus. Lineage: Eukaryota; Metazoa; Chordata; Mammalia; Chiroptera; Phyllostomidae.